Molecule: messenger RNA, 2340 nt
Organism: Vespula vulgaris
Lineage: Eukaryota; Metazoa; Arthropoda; Insecta; Hymenoptera; Vespidae
Product: carboxypeptidase N subunit 2-like
Exons: 6
Coding region: 273-2129 (618 amino acids)
Cellular component (GO): extracellular matrix
Molecular function (GO): protein binding
Source: RefSeq, a predicted model, not a curated record
CACUUGCAGGUACAUCUACAGAAAUAUUAGUAAAAGGUUAGAAUAUAUUGAUUAGAGGUUUCAAAAUAUUUCUACUAAUCAGAAACAGUCCGUAAAUAUUACAUACAAUUAAUAACAGUGGAUAAUGUAUGUGGGUGGAUAGAUAGAAGGCAUCCUGUUUGAUAGGAGGUAUCGAGGAAGAUAGAUAACAGUUUACAAAUUUCAGUUUCCUUUGGAACAGCAAACUGUUACUUGGUAUAGAAAUUGUGCUGCAUUCAAGAAUUUUUAUAAUUAUGGCAAUUGCAUUACCUUAUCUCAUCAUUUUUUUUUGGAUACAGUGUAUGGGACAAAUAAUUGAUAUUGGUGAUAUUUGGGAAACACAAUGUCCUCAAGGAUGUUCUUGUGAAAUACAAAAAUUUUCUGAUCUGCCACUACAUCAAUGGACUAUUCCAAGAAAGUGGAGUAAUACCCCAACAGUGGAUGAAACUGAUUUUAGCUUUGACAACGAUCACAUAGGUGAUGAAUUAUUAAAAGUUGCAACAUGUGUAGUAGCAGAAGGACAUGAAAAGCUUUUAAGCAUGCUUCCUUCAGAUAUACAGGUUCUCACUAUACUUAGGUCAGGUAGAGGAGAUGCUGAAAUUUUUUUCAAAGCUACAACAUUUCAACGUUUUUCUGAAUUACUAUCUUUAACUAUUGAGGGUAUAGAUUAUAAUGACCCUUCUGUAAAAGAUGUAAAUAGAUAUGAAUCAAAAGGUGGUAUAGUUUUAGCAGGUGAUGCUUUGUUUCCAUUGGGGAUGACAUUACUAUAUUUGAACUUAGAACGUGUCAGACUAACAAGCCUUAAUUUAACAAGUAAAAAUAAAGCAAAUCUUGUAAUUAAGCCAAUGAAUUUACCUAAUGACGAAAAACUUCAUAAGGAGCAAGUAGUAACAAGUGCUACAAAUGAACACAAAGGACAUAGAUUAAUUUUCUUGAGUCAGCAAAAUAGUGGAGAAAGUGAUGACAAAGAAAUACUUCCAUAUGAUAUUUACAAACAAGAAAUGGAUGGGUAUAGAGAAAAUGUUGGUCUUUUCACCGGACUUCGUGCCCUUACACAUCUGAGGGUAUAUGACUGUGCACUUAAGGAUAUAUCUUGGCACAUGUUUGAUGGCCUUGAUAGUCUUCUCUAUCUUUCACUAGAAAAAAAUAAUCUAAGAUUUAUCCCAGAAUUUUGUUUUUAUGGAACACCAAAUCUAAAAUUAUUAUCCUUAGCAAGUAAUCAAUUACUAACAUUAAAAAGUAUAGAUUUAGCAGGCUUGUUGAUGUUGGAACAAUUAGAUUUAACUGGAAAUAAUCUUACAUUUUUAUCAGAAUUAUCUUUUCCUCCAUUCCCUGCACUUAGAAUGGCUGAUUUUGGGGAAAAUCCAAUGGAUUCUGUAUUUCCAAGUACAUUUGAAAUUAUGAACACAACAAAACAAUUAUAUCUUGGAGGCACAGGUUCUAAAUUAAAAUUGCAAAGAAACUCUCUUUUGGGAUUGCUACAAUUGAAGAUAUUACAUUUAUAUAAUGUAGAAAUACCAUUGCUAGAACGUUUUAUCUUGCAAGGAAUGCCAUCACUAACACAUUUAAAAAUACGUGGGAAUAUUUCAAGUGUGGAUUUAGAUGCAUUUUCAGAUCUUGGAAAAUUGAUAGAUUUAGAUUUAAGUUAUUGUCACAUUGAGCAUAUAUCCAUGGAUGCAUUCUAUGGUUUAGAGAAAGUAAAACGUAUAGACUUAUCUAAUAAUGAUCUGGAAUUUAUACCACCUGGAUUAUUCAGUACACAGUACCAAAAAGAACUGAAGGAAAUUAUUCUCACAAAAAAUAAAUUAACUACAUUACCCUGGGAUUUUUUUAAAACCUUAUGGACAGUAAAUAAACCAUCUCAAGUGCAAAAUAUAAAAUUAGAUGGUAAUCCAUGGGAUUGUACAUGUUCUAUGGCUACUUGGAAUCCACAUUUGGUAAAUAGAAUUAGAGAAACAGCACCACGUUGUUUCACACCUAAAAGACUACAAAAUUGGGGAGUUUUCCAUGCUCUACGUAAAGGUGGAUUGCAAUGUAAAAGAUCAAAGCGAAGGCGUAUGCAUGGAAUUCCAAAAGUAUUAAAUUAUGAAGAUAACAAUGCUAUAAGUUAGCAAAUUCUUUUUUACUUGCAUCUAAUUUAUAGUAAAUAUUCUAAAUUUGGAUAAACUAAAAAAAUACAUCAAAUAUGAUAUUUAAUAUCUACUUUUGCAAUGGUUUCAUUUAAAUUUUUCUAGAAAUGUGAUACAUAUCUGCUAAAGCAGGUUAUACACUUAGUUAUACACUACACUGUACAAAUAUAAUUAAUGUAAUUUAUCAUAUUUA